AUGUAUAAAUUAAUUGUGAUUUUUGCAUAUUUCGUGGUGUGUGACGCGUGCUUGCCUUACAAUUUCGAGUAUGGUUAUAGUGACAAUUUUACGAACACACUUGGUAUGUGUAAUGGCCUGUCAAUGUGGGACCUUAAGACAUAUUCAGAUAUAGGAUUAGACCCUCCGCAUUGGCUGAGUGAGAAGUUUAUUUCACCAAAUAGGCAGCAGUUGAGUUGCGUGGCUUCUUUUACUUUUCAAGGAAGUGAAAGAGGGCGUGUAGAUAUCAAUGCAUAUAUGGAGUCGAGCGAGGAGUGUCAAAUCACACUUAUGGUGAAUGCAGUGAGGGAGAUCGGUGAUGCUACUGUUGGAAGCAUUAUGUUGGGGCCCACUGUCACGCCAAACUUUUAUUCAGGCUGGCAUAAGUUACGAAUCGACGUUAUGGAAGGUUCGGGGAAUUUUACCGGAUAUGUAAGUACUGUUUAUAUUAAUGGCUGA
Pieris macdunnoughi is the source of this 477-nucleotide messenger RNA. The record is from the annotation of a GenBank genome assembly. NCBI's taxonomy places the organism in Eukaryota, Metazoa, Arthropoda, Insecta, Lepidoptera, Pieridae.